AUGGUUGGUCGUCGCCAAAUCCACCAGGCCAUCCACUCGAGGAUGAUGAAGCGCAACACAGACAACGACGACGUGCUCCAAUGGGAACAAAUUGUUACAACCCUUGUUACGGAACUGAAGCACGAAGUAUCAUCCUAUUAUGGGCAUGAAGGCUCGGAUGUUGAGAAGUUGUACCCGGGGUUCGACUAUCAUAAUGAAAAGAUCCGGGCGAGGUUAUCCAGAUGGCCGUGGCAUAGGAGUUUUUUCAAGGCAAUUGAUUAUUUGGACCUCAGCGAGAGCGAAAUCGACAGUGUAGUUACCUGGUGGGGAACUUUGAAGGAACGACAGGCUUAUGAAAAGAAGACGGGGACGAUUAUCAGGGACACGACUGGAGAUGAUAUUCCGACUUGGGAACAAGUGCAAGAGAUGAAACAAGAGGCGCUGAAAGAUGAAGAGGAGGAUUUCGAUGGGAUAAACCCUUACACCUUGAACCGGGAAGAGAUGGAGAGCAUGCUGAAGGAGGCGGAUAGGUUAGCCUUACAGGAGAGUCUGCAGCAAGCGGCUUUGCAGAGCCAUGCUACGGCUACAGCUCUCAGGAUUCAACAGCAGUUUCGUCAGGCCGAACAGCUUUUCGGUUAUGUACGAGAGUGA
This is a messenger RNA of Orbilia oligospora ATCC 24927, 630 nucleotides long. RefSeq lists its product as uncharacterized. The transcript has a single exon. Lineage: Eukaryota; Fungi; Ascomycota; Orbiliomycetes; Orbiliales; Orbiliaceae. The coding region runs from base 1 to 630 and encodes 209 amino acids. The record is from RefSeq and is a predicted model, not a curated record.